AAGUUCGAUUUUAAACUCGAUGACUAAAAAGUAUUAUGGCGGAAAGUGAUUUUAUGUGUGCUAACCUAUAAUAUCAAAAGUUUUCUUUUUCAUGAAAAAAGAUAAGUGGGCAAGGUUAUUUGAUCGCUGGGUUCAUAGGUAUUGAUACCGCUUGUCAUACGAGACAAAACCAAAAAGAAAGAAAUUAUUUUUUCUGUUAAAUGUAAUGGUAUAUCUACAACAAUGAGAUCAGACAAUAGCAGCACGGGUAUGAAAAUAAUUCGAGCUAAAAACGGAAAAAUAAUUGAAACGGCUGAAGGAAUUUUAUGCGAAUAUGUGAAUAACGAUGGAAAUAUCACAUUAAAAUUUGUACAGACACACUCGAGUUGUAGCACAUCAUCGUCAACAACUGAAAAUGCGAGCAUAAUGCCAUGCAGUAUAACGCUAGCCACUACGCAAGAAAAUAAUUACAAUAAAAAUAUAGAAAAAUUUUUCAUUGCACAUGACUUUUUACUUUCUUCGUCAGACACAUCUAAUGAUGAAGAAUUACAAUACAUAUGUUUAAUGCAAAAGAAGAAAAAACUACGAACGAAACAUUGUAUUCGUAAUGUCAUUGAUCAAUAUACUGAAGAAGAAUUUAAAAACAAUUUUAGACUUUCAAGAAGAAUAUGUAAUCAUAUUAUUGAUUUAUUCGAAAAAAGCGAUUAUUAUCCUAAGAGUUUUUGCGGAAGAAAAAAGAAAACGGCUAAAAAACAUAUUUUAGUUUUUUUAUAGUAUGUACGUCAAUUUUUUUAUAAAUUUUUAAAUAUAUGAAACAGUUUUAGUAAAUACUGCUGGUAAAGAAAUAUAUGUGUUUUUUAAU
Molecule: messenger RNA, 841 nt
Organism: Wasmannia auropunctata (little fire ant)
Lineage: Eukaryota; Metazoa; Arthropoda; Insecta; Hymenoptera; Formicidae
Exons: 6
Coding region: 223-753 (176 amino acids)
Source: RefSeq, a predicted model, not a curated record